Molecule: messenger RNA, 1558 nt
Organism: Oryza sativa Japonica Group (Japanese rice)
Lineage: Eukaryota; Viridiplantae; Streptophyta; Magnoliopsida; Poales; Poaceae
Product: L10-interacting MYB domain-containing protein
Source: RefSeq, a predicted model, not a curated record
GGGGGUGCAAGGCGGAGGCGAGGCUCGCCGGCUCAGUCGCGUAUGCGGCUUCUGCUGGGGACGCCGGCCCAACAACUAGCAGCACGCAGCAACCAAGCACAGCAUCCAUCUGGCGCGCAGGUUGGGCUCCGCUAGGCGGAGGCGUGCGGCAGGUCCGCCAUCGAGGGCAGCAGCCAGGGCCAUCGAUUUGGAAAGCAAUGCCAUCGAAAGGCUCUUCUCAGAUGACCAUGACAAAUCAACGCAAUUUGUCCGAUCGACGAGCCCAGCAACCUCUAUCACAGGUUUAUGUUGAUGUUGACAGUGAGCAUGGGACUGCAGAGCGUCAAGAAAUAGGGACGACAAAGAGAGCCAGAUGGAGUCACCAGAUGAAGAUGUUCCUUAUUGAGCUCCUAACAGAUCAUGACGUGCCAGGUUUUCGAACACAAAAUGCUUGGAGUAAGGAAGCAUGGACAAAUAUUGUUUGCCGCCUGAAUACAAAAUUCGGUACAUCAUUUACGACCAACCAAGUCAAGCAAAAGGAGCAGGAUUUGAAGAAAGAUUAUCGCAGUGUUAAAGAUUUGUUGGAUCAAAGUGGUUUUGGGUGGGAUAGUGACAGAAUGAUGGUGAGUGCACCACAAAGUGUUUGGGACACUUUUGCUGAUCGCAAGAACAAAGAUGCAAUUCAUUGGCGAGAUAAGUCGUUCCCAUAUUUUGAUGAUUUAGCUCCACUUUAUGAUGGUCGUUAUGCUGAAGGGAGAACUCGCCAUGGUAUGGACCAUUAUGCAAGGAAGACAAAGAAUGCACCAGCUCAUUCAACACAAGAAGCAAAUGUGGUUGAUACAUAUCAGUCACCAUCCCCUAAUUCAAAUGCUCCAGGUGAAUCAGGUUUGCAAUUUCCUUUUGGUGAAGAGGUUGAGACAGCCAAUUUGGACUUUUCACAGCAUUCACCUACCCCUGUCCAUCUCACAAAAGUCCCACCUAGCUCGGCACAAACACCUUCAGAGGUUCCUGAAUCUCGACCUGGGAAGAAACAAAAGAUCAAAUCUGUUAGUCCUGAUGAUGGAUUUCAUGAGAGAUACCUAAAACUUAAAAAAGAAGAAAUAGAUCGAUUUGCUGCAAUUGAGGAGAAGAAAUUGGAGGAUCCUUACAGCAUCAACAAGUGUAUCACAGUGCUUGAAGGUUUACAUGGUCUACAAAUAGGAGAUAUAUUGGUGGCAGCUGAUAUCUUCAAAGGUAAGGAUAAUAGGGAAGUUUUCUUGUCCUUUUCAAGUGAUGCAUUACGCCUGGCUUGGAUUAGAAAGGAAAUCGCAGCAUUAGAGUGAGUACUUUUGUGAAACAUAUGGCAUGCAAGUAGUAGGAUAGUACUUUUGUGAAAUAGAUGGCAUGCAAAUAGAAGGAUAGUACUUUUGUGAAACAAAGGGGGUACUUUUGUGAAGCAGAUAGUAGUAGGAUAUACUUUUGCUUAGAGGGAGUGCAUGCAAGUAGUUACUUCAUUAAGUAGAAUGUGACAAACUUGGAGUACAAGACUAGUAAUUGACCUUGAAUGCCAUGGUGGUCAAAUGCAAUAUAUUAUUUCCUU